This is a messenger RNA of Penicillium cataractarum, 1002 nucleotides long. Its product is annotated as DNA-directed RNA polymerase I subunit RPA34. Bases 1 to 1002 code for a protein of 333 amino acids. NCBI's taxonomy places the organism in Eukaryota, Fungi, Ascomycota, Eurotiomycetes, Eurotiales, Aspergillaceae. The transcript has 2 exons. Gene Ontology annotation, biological process: transcription by RNA polymerase I. The record is from RefSeq and is a predicted model, not a curated record.
AUGGCUGCCGCUUCUUCUUCCUCGAGCGACAGCAGCUCGAGCAGAUCAACCUCACCCGAGCCCGAAAACACCCAGAAGAAGGCCGUAAAGGCGGCGACCAAGAAUAAGGACGAAGUUGAGAAUGAGUCGUCAGAGUCCUCGGAUUCUUCAGAUUCGUCCGAUUCGGACUCUAGCUCAGACUCUGGGUCAGAGUCUGAGAGCGAGUCUGGAAGCUCAAGUGAGAUGGACACCAGCGAGGACGCCGCAAAGGCGCCAGCGAAGAAGAUUCACAUUCCUGGUCCGAACCAGCCAUACAAGCCACCCUUCGGGUUCAAGUCCGCAAAGAAGCAAAAUCCCCCCUCCUCGAGCACCUCCUCCGUUCUUUCCAAUCUCCGCGGCAAGCAGGUUUUCCAUAUCACCGCCCCGUCGUUCCUCCCGUUGUCCAAGGUCAAGGAGAUUACCAUGUCCAAGGUUCUGAAGGGCGAGCCGAUCCUGGCAUACGACGGCAAAAACUACGGAAUCCCCGCCGAUUCCAUCAACGAUAACGACCCGGAGGGCAAGACUUUGCUUGUCUACGAUGAGAGCACUCAAACGUAUUGCAACAAGUCCGACCACAUUCAAAGCUUCCACGUGCAGGAGUUGAUCGGUCUACCGGAGAAGGCUGCCAAGUCCACUGCUGCAACAAUCGAGAAACUGCGGGAUUUCGUCAAGCCACCCCGCCCUCAACCAAAGGGUAUGAAGAUGCGCUUCCGCCCCGUCGGCAGCCUACCCAGCGAGCCAGAAACUCUUGGAGCAAGCUCGGAGUCCGAGUCUGAGGAGCCUCAAAUCAAGGCCCCCGCGGGUAGCAAGCGGAAGCACCAUCACACCGAAGGAGAUGCCUCUCAAGCGAGUGCUGAGCCUCGGAAGAAGUCCAAGAAGUACACACAAGAAACCGGGGAUGAUGAGGAGCGGAGUCAAAAGAAGUCAAAGAAGUCUCACAAGGACCGUGAAGAGAAGAAGCGGAAGAAGUCCGAAAAGGCAUAA